AUGUAUACCAAGGUGGCAAUACUCCUGUGCGUCGCAGGCAUCGCGACCGCUGGGAACCUCUUGCAGGCGGCCCCAGUGUCGGUGGCGUCCUACGCUGCGCCGGCGCUGUCGUACUCCGCCCCGUCCGUCGCCUACCAGACUAUCUCCCAUGCCGCACCGGCCGUCGCCUCUUACGCACCAGCCGUCGCGUCAUACGCUGCGCCCGCCGUGGCCGCUUAUUCCGCACCAUCAGUCUCUUACCAAACAGUUGCGGCGCCCGCCGCACAGCUGACUUACGCCGCUGCCGCCCCAGUGGUCGCUAAAGCGUACUCUGCCCCCGCGUACUCGACGUACUCCGGCGGCUCAGCGGUCUCCUACCAGAGCGUCACCAGACAAUCCUCACCCGUCGCGUACGCUGCCGCCCCUGUAGUCUCGAGGACCUACGCCGCGGCCGCCCCUGUUGUUGCGCAGACCUACGCUGCCGCUGCCCCAGUCGUUGCGCAGACCUACGCCGCCGCUGCCCCAGUUGUUGCGCGCACUUACACCGCGCCUGCGAUUUCUACCUACGCGGCGCCCGCAAUCUCCACUUACCAGGCUGCCCCUGUGGCUUCUUAUGCCGCUGCACCAGUGAUUGCUAAGUCGGUCGCCCCGGCAGUGUCCUACUCGUCGGUAUCCUCUCAAUCUGCUCCCGUGGCGAUUGCUAGGACUGUAGCCGCCCCUGCUAUAGCUUCCUAUGCCACACCCGUGCUGUCGAGAGCUUAUGCCCCAUCAGUUUCCUACGCAUCAUAUGCCUCACCAGUGGCUUACGCCAGCCCUGUCACCACCUACUCGAGCGCACCCUUAGUUUCAAGAACGAUCAGCGCCCCCGUCACAACAUAUGCUGCCUCCCCAUCGUACACGUACUCAGCCUUACCUGCACUGAGGACUUCCGUUGCUUACUCGGCUGCACCCAUUGCCGCUCACGGAUGG
Molecule: messenger RNA, 948 nt
Organism: Iphiclides podalirius (scarce swallowtail)
Lineage: Eukaryota; Metazoa; Arthropoda; Insecta; Lepidoptera; Papilionidae
Source: the annotation of a GenBank genome assembly